Aspergillus thermomutatus is the source of this 1368-nucleotide messenger RNA. Its product is annotated as WKF domain-containing protein. The record is from RefSeq and is a predicted model, not a curated record. NCBI's taxonomy places the organism in Eukaryota, Fungi, Ascomycota, Eurotiomycetes, Eurotiales, Aspergillaceae. The transcript has a single exon. The coding region runs from base 1 to 1368 and encodes 455 amino acids.
AUGUCGAGCGAGGAAUCCGCGCAGUCGUCGCAUGUGUCCGCGUCGAAGAAGGCAAGCCGCAAGCUCAAGCAUGCAAAGGAUACGCCUGCAGUAGACUACGGCGAGGACAACGAGGUUGAUAAGAAGGACAAGAAAACCAAGGACAAGAAGAAAAAGAAGAAGUCCAGCGAUGGGCAGAGCUCUGAGGACGGCGCAGUGACGACCGACAUAGGCGAGAAGAAGCAGAUGCAGAGAGAGAAGAAGAGCAAGAAGAGACGGCUUGAUGACGAGAAUGGCGGGGAGGAGAAAGCGGUUGUCGAGGCUGAGUCUGAGUCUCAGCAGCGGCGCAAGAAGAAGAGGGUGUCUUUUUCGGCGGAUACGGUGAUGCGGGACGGCGAGGAGAGCCAGAGCGAGAGCCGUCCUGGUGUUCAGGAUGAUUCAAAAAUCAAUGGGGAUGCUGAAGAGGGUCAGGCUUCCCUUGCUAAUGUGGAAAAGGAUGACGCGGAUGACGAGGGCGCGAAGAAGAAGAAGAAGGAGAAGAAGAAAAAGAAGAAAGAUCAGUCUGUGACGACUGCUUCGAAUACUUCACCGACGGCUCACGAGACUCCUAUCCUUUCGUAUCUCGAUCUGUACCACAAGCACCGAUCCGCAUGGAAAUUCCAGAAGAACCGUGAGACGCAUCUUUUCAAACACAUCCUAUCUUUGGAACAUGUUCCUGCGAAAUACAAUGCAGCACUUCUUUCUUACCUUCACGGAUUGAAAAGUGAGGGUGCAAAGCAACGGCUACGACAGAUUGCCGAGGAGGUCGUGAAAGCUGAAAUGGAGGAGGAUCUGACAAAAGAGCAAGCAGCGGAGACGGAGGACAAGGCCGAUUCUGAUAUGACAGGCUACAAAAGUGCCGUGGAGGCUUUCAGAACACGCUUGUCCCAGGGCAAAGACGAUUUUGACGAGAUUGAGGCACCUGAGUCGCUUGACGGAGAACAACUGAAGAAGCUUCAGAGACGGCAGCGAGCAGAGCUCGUACUGUUUGCUGUCAGCGGAAAGUUGUUCUACCUCGAGAGAACAAAAGCAAAGCGGGGACCGAGCACCCAGGCUCCGCCUGCUAAGAAGAAGAAGAAGAACCGGACCGCUUUCGUGGAAAUCUCGAGCAGCAGUGAAAGUGAGAGUGCUAGUGACAGCGACAGCGACAGCGACAGCGAGAAGAAGCCCAAAAAGGCCGCAAAGCCGAAGAAGGAUAGCUCUAGUGAAAGCUCAUCGACAGAUUCGAGCAGCGAUAGUGAUGACAACGACAGCCACAAAAGGAAAGCUACAAGGAAGAAGGAAGCCAGCUCAAGUGGAAGUUCCAGCGACUCGUCGACAGACUCCAGCAGUGACAGUGACAGCGACUGA